GAGUCGGGCAACUUUCCUUUCUUCGCCACCAGCGACACCACCUUGUUCUCUGUUGUCAGUGCCUCCUCAGCCUUCCUUGGCGAGACGGUGGUCUUGGACGUAAUCAAGCCAGCCAUCGUGGACGGAAUCAUGGACGUCGCCAAAUUGCUCACCAAGUUCCUUCCUACUGGUGUGGCCAAGACGUUGAAGCAAGGCAUCUACAACCUCCUGCACAACCAGCUCAACGUCUGGUUCGCUGCGGCCCCGACUGGUGUGAAGGCUUUCGCCGAG
Symbiodinium natans is the source of this 270-nucleotide messenger RNA. The record is from the annotation of a GenBank genome assembly. NCBI's taxonomy places the organism in Eukaryota, Dinophyceae, Suessiales, Symbiodiniaceae.